Molecule: messenger RNA, 474 nt
Organism: Geodia barretti
Lineage: Eukaryota; Metazoa; Porifera; Demospongiae; Tetractinellida; Geodiidae
Source: the annotation of a GenBank genome assembly
AUGCUGCUGUCUGUGCAGGAGCUGAUCGUGUGGACGGGACUGGGGCCGUUCGAGGUGGCCCUCCACUCACUCGCUCUACUCGUGUUUACCCUCCUCUCCACGCUGCGGCUGGAGGGCGUCAUCUCCACCUCAUGGCACGCCGUCUUCUCCCCCCUGUACGUAGCUCUGGGUCUCCAUCUCUACCACCUCAGCAUCGUCUCCGCGAGAAUGGCCGUGUGGGGAUUCCAGUCCUCGUCGCCGAGUCGCUGGGCCAAGAAAAUGCUCGUCGCCUCGCUAACUUUCCUAAUAUCCACAAACCUGGCCGGCGUUGGGGUUUUGCUGUUUGUAGAGUACUCUACCGCCGCCUUCCUGAACGGCGGAGGCAGCCCGGACGUCUUGAUAUCGUCUCUCGCCCUACUUCUCGUCUACUUGGUCGCUAGACUGUGUUUUGUAUGCAGAACUCUCAAAUCCGCAGCUCCCGGGUCCUUAGACUAG